ACUCCCCGCCUCCAAUGGUAAAACCCUAUCAUACACUUCCAACAGCGCCAUCUUGUGCAACUCCAACGAAAACUGUGCCCCUCUACGCUUCCACGUUUCGCCCUGCGCCCCCCUACACCCCCCCGCCUCAGGCCCAAAACUGCAGCACUCAGGACAAGAGGGUGAUAGAGUGGGAGUGUAGGGGGGAGAGGAGGAUACUUCCACCACCACCCCCGCCCCCUCCCCCGUACACCCCACGCAAAGAGGGGGUGAGUUGCACCCCAGGCUUGGCCUGCCAGGCGCCCCUGCUCAGGCGGGCGAGUGAGAAGGAGAGGUCAGGAAGAUCAGGGUCACCCCUGCCCUGUCCUCGAGCCAGCUCUCUGAAACAGAGAGCUCAAACACCCUUGGCGGUCCCUCUGAAAGGGAACCAGGCGGACCAGGGCUCCUCGCCCACCAAGGCCAUCUCCAGACCCACCUGCCUGGGCCAGGCUCAGGCUCAGCUAGGGGCUCAGCUUGGGGCCCUCCAUAAAAUUCUCUGCUCUGGGACCAACACCCCCAACAGCCAGCAAGCUCUCCCCCCUGGCCAGUGCCUGUCCGGGGCCCGUGGCUGCUCUGGCUCUGGAGGGGGCCCCACGGUUGGGCCCCUCACCUCCACCCAGGCUGACACCCUGAGGCAGGUGCAGGAAAUCCUGGGGGGGCUGGUGUCGGGGGCCAGGAGUAAACUGGAUCCGACCUGGGUAGCAGAGAAACUGAUGGGCCCCAACGGGCCCCUGCACGACAUCCGGAGCCUGCAGACCCAGCUGCACAGCAUGGAGGGGGUCCUGGAGACUAGCCAGAACACCAUCAAGGUCCUGCUGGAUGUCAUACAGGACCUGGAGAAGAAGGAGGCAGAGAGAGAUGGGAGACACUCCUACCGGACGGGUCAGGACAUAGAGAACUGUGGCACGUGCAGAGACUGUGCCUGCAUCAUAUACAGUGUGGAGCAUGACUUCCGGCUGCAGGAGGGGGCAGUAACCCGCACGUGGCGGGUAGGAGACCCUCCAGAGGGCUCCCCCCUAGCCGCUGUGACCCCCCAGCCCACCACGCCACACCGCCAGGACUCACCCCUGCCGGUGACACCGGCACGCCCCCCUCACAGCGGCAAGAAGAGCCGGAAGAAGUGCUUUUGGUUCUUGUGAAUUUUAAAAAGGGGAAGAGUAGGGAAGGACACCAUGAAUUAGGACACUCCUUCUAAAGACUGCGGAGGACUGAGUGGUAGUGUGUGGAGUGUGGGGCCCAGAUAUGGAAGGAGAGAGAAAGAUAAAAACGGACGCUUAAAACUAGUGUUUUAACAGAAGCAGCAAACAAGAGGGGAAAUGAAAAAAAAAUGGAAAAAAACUGAGAUAUAAAAGGGAUAUUAAAGAGGUAUGAUGGCAGUUAAAGGACCUGGAAGACCCAUAGUGUGGUGAUGAAUGGAAUCUGUUUUGAUCCUGACGUGUUUGAACUGUAUAGAACGGAGAGUGGAACAUGCAUGUGUUGUCGUAGCGCCAAAAUGCCUCUUCAGCACCUGAGAUCAGUUGUUCGCGCGGGAGGGAUGCACUGUCAAAUGUGCUGAAGUCUUCUGGAAAAAUUGACCUACCUGGUAGGGGCAAUUAUAGAAAUGAAAGUGUAGAAGAUGAAAAGGAAAAAGGUAAGGAGAAAAGAAAGGAUAGGGAAGUGACUAAGUAUAAAAGGCUAGGGAGUCAAAACGAGAGCAAAAGAAUGAGUGUACAGAGAGAAGAGAGGAAGGAUCCAUCCUCAUCACUAAUGGACAAAUGAGGGUCAGAACACCAGCUUUUAUAUCCAGAGAUGUUUCAGCCAAUCAAUUAUUAUGAUGACCCUUAUUUCAAACUUUUAAUAGAGUUGAUCAUUCAAAAACUACACACACAAGGUCAGGCUGAGAAAUGCACCACAAGAAAAAGUGAGGGUAAAAAAAAGAUUAAAGUGUACGUAAAACAGAGUGAUCUACUGCUUGAAUUGCUAUAUUUCAGAUACGGAUUACUGGUCUAUAAACUAUUUUACCACAAUUUGUUUGCUUUAUGUCCUUUAUGCUCUCAUUGACUUUUAACAGGAUGAAGUAUAUAGCACCUAUAGCACUAGUACUUACUUUAUUGCAAGUCGCAAUGGAAAAGUAUGCGCUGGGUGCCAUAUAUUAUGAGUGAAUAAUCACUUCAACUUCAGUAAGACUGUGGUCGUGACACAAUGGUGUUUCAACGAACAACUGUUCUGCAUGCCAAUACAUCGAUUGGGAUGAAACGCCUGUUGACCUCAAGCGAUGCAGGACCCGAAACAUUAUGCAACCCAACACAAGAAGAUGCAGAAGCAGUGCAUUAUGGUCCCCCAGAUGGCUUUGCAGACCCACUUGUCCUGUACGCUCCGGGGCUCGUCUCACAAAAUUAAGCCACAGCUGCUUGACGACUGCAAACGACCAAAAACACAGCAGAUUCCUCGUUAGUGAUGGUCUUCUCAUCGUG
This is a messenger RNA of Oncorhynchus gorbuscha (pink salmon), 2471 nucleotides long. RefSeq names its product inhibitory synaptic factor 2A-like. Gene Ontology annotation, cellular component: postsynaptic density. Lineage: Eukaryota; Metazoa; Chordata; Actinopteri; Salmoniformes; Salmonidae. The transcript has 3 exons. Bases 15 to 1157 code for a protein of 380 amino acids. The record is from RefSeq and is a predicted model, not a curated record. Gene Ontology annotation, biological process: inhibitory postsynaptic potential.